AUGGCAAACGUACUCUUCGCCUCAUUGAUCGUUCUUCAUUUCAUCAAGUUUAGCUACGGUGAGAAUGCGAAUAUUAAAGAAUGCGCGACAGCAGGUCAAACACCUCGUCCCACAAUUCCACCGGAAUAUUGCCAAGACACAGAUCCCAAUGCGUGCGCUGGCUUGUUCCCUUUGAAUGGCGAUCAGGCAGCAAUGAAUCUCCAAGUGUAA
Dracunculus medinensis (Guinea worm) is the source of this 210-nucleotide messenger RNA. Lineage: Eukaryota; Metazoa; Nematoda; Chromadorea; Rhabditida; Dracunculidae. The record is from the annotation of a GenBank genome assembly.